Molecule: messenger RNA, 3270 nt
Organism: Austrofundulus limnaeus
Lineage: Eukaryota; Metazoa; Chordata; Actinopteri; Cyprinodontiformes; Rivulidae
Gene: polk
Product: polymerase (DNA directed) kappa
Exons: 14
Coding region: 239-2872 (877 amino acids)
Biological process (GO): error-prone translesion synthesis
Cellular component (GO): nucleus
Molecular function (GO): DNA-directed DNA polymerase activity; damaged DNA binding
Source: RefSeq, a predicted model, not a curated record
CUGUGGUGACGUAUGCGGAAGUACCGCCAAAAUCGCUGUUUCAAAACAUGUAUGGACAUGAACGUCACAGCUGAGUGUUUCGUUCAAAUGUUAAGGUUUUUGAUAUAGGAUUUUAAAAAAGCGAUGUUUUUAAGUAUUCUGUGGGUUUUCUGGUCCAAAAGAAAACGACGCAACACAUACAAGUUCGGGAUUUCUUAGAGCAAAUACUGGGUCAGACAGACUGCCACAAAACAACAGGAUGGAGGUUUCAUCAAGCAAAGAGGAGAGCUGUCUAUCGAGAAUGGCGCUCAAUGACAACAAGGCUGGCAUGGAAGGUCUUGACAGAGACAAGAUCAAUAAAAUCAUCAUGGAAGCCUGUAAGGGAUCCAAGUUUUACGAGAAUGAGCUGAAAAGGGAGCAGCAGAUGAACCAGCGCAUUGAGAAAAUGAUGCUUCAAAAGGCUCAGAUCACAGAACAACAGUUAAAGMAAGCUCAAACUCAGGUGGGAAAGAUGGCCUCGGAACUGGAGAGGAGUCGGGAUCUAAGCAGAGUGAUUGUGCAUGUGGACAUGGAUGCUUUCUACGCAGCUGUGGAGAUGAGAGACUGUCCUGAGCUGAAGGACAAGCCGAUGGCUGUAGGAUCCACAAGUAUGCUGUCAACAUCGAAUUACCAUGCCAGGAAAUAUGGGGUUCGAGCUGCCAUGCCUGGCUUCAUUGCAAAGAAACUCUGCCCCAGCUUGGUGAUUGUUCCUCCUAACUUUGAUAAAUACCGAGCCGUGAGCGACGAGAUCCGGGAGAUUUUUGCAGACUACGAUCCUCACUUCCAGCCGAUGAGUCUGGAUGAGGCCUAUUUGGAUUUUACGGACCACCUGGAGCAGAGGCAGAACUGGCCAGAGGCCUCACGCACGCACCGCUUCUCCUCCCAGAGCACUGCUGCAGAUGAAAAGCAGACUCAGCAUCACCCGAAGGUAACAGACCUCUCGCCAGUCCUGUUUGAGGACAGUCCUACCUCCUCUCCCUGCCUGCCUGGCUCUGACGGGGGUGCUGGUGAUAAAUUUGAGCUGUUUGGGACCUCUGUGGAGGAGGCUGUGAGGGAGAUGCGCUUCCGCAUUGAACAGAAGACCAAGCUGACUGCCAGUGCAGGAAUUGCCCCAAACACGAUGCUGGCCAAGGUGUGCAGUGACAAGAACAAGCCCAACGGCCAGUACAGACUCCUCCCCACCAGAGAGGCAGUCAUGGACUUCAUCCAGGCGCUUCCUGUUCGCAAAGUUUGUGGCAUCGGGAAGGUGAGCGAAAAAAUGCUGAACUCUCUGGACAUCACCACCUGCGCACAUCUCGGCCAGCAGAUGGCACUGUUGUCACUGUUGUUCUCGGAGACGGCUUGGCAUCAUUUCAUGCAGAUUGCUCUGGGUCUCGGAUCCACGUUUAUACCAAGACAUGAAGAAAGAAAAAGCAUGAGCACAGAAAGAACAUUUAAAGAAUUAAGUAAACCUGAUGAGCAGCUGCUGUUAUGCAGACAGCUCUGUGAAGAUCUGGCAGAGGACCUGAGCAAAGAAGGGCUGAAGGGUAAAACGAUUACUUUGAAGCUCAAGAACGUCAACUUUGAGGUGAAAACCAGGGCGCAGACGCUCCCAUACGCCGUGGCUACGGUGGAGGACAUCUAUGCUGUCGCGAAGGAUUUAUUGAAAAUGGAAAUAGAAAAUGAAAUCCCCCAACCGCUGAGACUGAGGCUUAUGGGUGUUCGAAUAUCUGCCUUUGUCAGUGUGGAGGACAAGACGCCCAUGCAGAAAAGUAUCAUCGGCUUUCUCCAGCCAGGCAAGGCAGACUGCAGUCGCUCUUCCCAAAUAAUACAUCAAAACCUUGAGAAAAAGCAACUCUCCGAUCACCCAGUCCAAACUUCGCAGCCUUUGGCCCAUCUAGCAGGACAGGCUGACCACAGACGAGAAGAAGCUUGCUGGCAAAGUGAGCAGGGGCGUUCAGAAAAAAGAAAAAACGACGAGAAACCCCAGGAGUCCUUCUUUCAAAGAGCUCGAGCCAAAAGACUACAACUCCUGGCGGCYAACUCAAACACACAAGCUGAAAGAUGUGGAGAAGGCAUUUCUAAGAUGACCUCUGUAAGAAGUGAUUCUAAAGAGGGCAGCGAGUCGUCACAAUCAAACAACAGCAGCGUAGCUUCAGACCUUACUAAAAAAGAAUCUGUUAUCUCUGUUCCGGCUCAUUCCUCGACAUCAGGCUGUGGGACACAAACAGAGUCCCUCACAUGUCCAGUGUGUUUCGCACAGGUCCAGACAACUGACCUGAACAUCUUCAACAGACAUAUAGACCGCUGUCUUAACAAUGAUGCUGAAAAGCUAAACAAAAGCUCAGCAGCACAUUUAGACCCAGAGAAUCAGAAAUGUGAGAUGGCGCACGGACAAAACGGAGCGCACAGAGUUAAAAACGAGCCGUCUGUAAAGAGUAAAGAGCUGGAGUCGAGCAAAACUUGUCUUCAGGGAGGUCAACAGGGUUUAAAGGACAACUCUGCUCAAAAGGAUCUGCUGAUCGAGGGCGACAACAAACCCGGGACCUUGCAGGAACAUCGGUCAUGUGGUAAAAGUCCCGUCCUUGUUUGCCCAGUGUGUCAGGUGACCCAAGACACAGACGACCUCGCUGUCUUCAACCGACACGUUGACCUCUGCCUGAACCAAGAGGUCCUGCAUGAGCUCGGAGGACAGGCGACAUUUACCAGAAAACCAUCUGCAGUUAAAAAUAGCGGGACCAAAGACAACAGACUUCAACAGUCAAGACAAGGAAGUAAAGGCAAAAAUAAAAGAAGAGACACACCAUCCUCUCCUCCGUCUAAAAAAGCUAAAAGCGGCGGUUCCCGCAACACCAUCGACAAGUUCUUCAGGUGAAGGUAACCCGUGAAGAAUACCUGCCUGCUCUGGGACGAUGCAAGCAAGUUUUUUUCUUCUGCAGUGAGAAGUGACGCUCAGCUCCUCUGGUUUCAUUCAACAUUUUAUUUAAAUUAAUGUCAUAAACUCACAAUCAUCACACAAAAAUGAUGUAUAAGAAAAAUCUGCUCCCACAAGAAGUGAAGCACUUGCACUAAUUAACCUGUAUUUUAAACCAUAAACAAAAAUACAAUAAUUCUUCAGAGAUUCUUAUUUUAUUCCAGAUUUCAUGUUUCUGUUUAUUGUUGUUUUUUAAAGAAUUCUAAUAUUUAAAUCUGCUUUUGACUUUUGACUUGUAAAGUAAAAAUUAUCUUCAAGUUAUUUUCAAUGAUUUCUUUAUUUUUUUUGUACUGAUCAUG